Messenger RNA from Prosopis cineraria, 1902 nucleotides. RefSeq names its product 8-amino-7-oxononanoate synthase. The transcript has 11 exons. Gene Ontology annotation, biological process: biosynthetic process. The record is from RefSeq and is a predicted model, not a curated record. NCBI's taxonomy places the organism in Eukaryota, Viridiplantae, Streptophyta, Magnoliopsida, Fabales, Fabaceae. The coding region runs from base 39 to 1505 and encodes 488 amino acids. Gene Ontology annotation, molecular function: pyridoxal phosphate binding.
UCUCUCUCUCACUCUCUGUUUGUCUGUCUGUUUAGCAGAUGGAUAUUCCAAGUGCCUGGGACUAUUGGGUCGGUGAGGCACUUGCAAGGCUUGAGUCUCUCAAACUCCUUCGAUCUUUGAGACCCAUUUGCCUCCGCAAGCAAAAUACACACUUACAUGUUGAGAAUGGCAAACAAUAUGUACCAAUCCCAGAAAUUGUUGGGGAGGGAGAUGAAGAAUUCGAGGUGUUCGACCAAAUGCGCCCCUGGGAUCGCUCUUCUGUGGAAGUGGAAAUUGGAGAACCAACAUUUAACAGAUGGAUGAAUGACACGCCUAGUCCUGGCGAUGAGAUUAUCCGUAGUCCACUUAUUAAUAAAGACCCCAAGAGUCAUCAACAAUUGAAAAAGUUGAUUUUGUUUUCCGGAAAUGACUAUCUAGGCUUAAGUUCCCAUCCGACUAUUGGAAGGGUUGCUGCAAAGGCAGCCCUAGAACAUGGAAUGGGACCAAGAGGGUCGGCUCUUAUUUGUGGCUAUACAAAUUACCACAGUCAGCUGGAGUCAUGCUUGGCUGAUUUGAAGAAGAAAGAGGACUGUCUUCUUUGUCCAACAGGAUUUGCAGCCAAUAUGGCUUUGAUGACAGCGAUAGGAAGCAUUGGUUCUCUCUUGACUGGGAACAGCAUACCUUCAGAGGUUGAAAAGAUAGCCAUAUUUUCUGAUGCACUAAACCACGCAUCAAUAAUUGAUGGUAUUCGUCUUGCUGAGCGGCAACAAAGUGUGAAGGUGUUCAUUUACAGACAUUGUGAUAUGUCCCACCUUAACAUGCUCUUAUCACAAUGCAGAAUGCACAGAAAAGUUGUUGUGACUGAUAGCUUGUUUAGCAUGGACGGAGACUAUGCACCAAUGGUUGAGCUUGCAAAGCUCCGUAAGAAGCAUGGGUUUUUGUUAGUCAUUGAUGAUGCUCAUGGAUCUUUCGUUUGUGGCAAAAAUGGUGGUGGUGUUGCUGAGGAGUUAAAUUGUGAAAAAGAGGUUGACUUGUGCAUUGGAACGUUGAGUAAAGCUGCUGGCUGCCAUGGAGGAUUCAUAGCAUGCAGCAAAAGGUGGAAGUUACUCAUACAAUCAAGGGGUCGUUCCUUUAUAUUUUCCACUACCACACCAGUCCCAGUUGUAGCUGCUGCUCAUGCUGCUGUUAAGGUGGCAAAAAUGGAGACAUGGCGUAGAAGGGCCAUCUGGAACCGAGUGGAAGACUUCCGUGCUCUAACUGGAAUCCCUGUUACAAGUCCCAUUAUAUCUUUAAUUGUAGGAAGUGAAGAAAAAGCACUGCAAGCAAGCCGGCAUUUGUUGAAAUCUGGCUUUCAUGUGACUGCUAUUAGACCACCAACUGUGCCUCCUAACUCAUGCAGGCUUCGAGUAGCUUUGAGUGCAGCUCAUACAAGGGAAGAUUUGGAAAAGCUCACAGCUAAACUUUCUCAGUGCAUCAAUUUCCAAGAUAUCAGUGUACAUUGCUCCAGUGGAUAUGCAAGACUCUGACACAUGAUUCUAUCAAGAUGGUAUGAGCACUAUAGCGUAGUUGACAAUCCAAAUCACCGACAUUCAUAAAAUUGAAUACGAUUGUGUAUUCGGAGAGAAAUUCAGAGAAACGAAAAAAUAGGCACAAAAGCAGGAUGUGGACCUCAUAAAUAGUACAUUUCUUGUGAUUACUAUAUUUUGAAAAUGAAUGCAGUAGAUUUAAAAAUCAUAGCCUGUUAGUAUAUCAGUUUUGAGCAACUCAUUAAUUGUUGUUCUAUCUGCAGUUCAAAGUGUUUUUUAGUUGUAUUCAUGGUAUGAAAAUUUGGGUCAAUCUGCUUAGUUGAACCAUUAAACUAUUGAGUCAAUGUAUUGAGUCUUGACUGGUACAAUACAGUUGAAUUAUGAUUUUGGCCAUUAA